AAGUAGCAGGGGAAGACAUUGGGUGUAACACACCGAAUUACAUGUUCACCCUAAACAUGUCCGCUUGUGUGCCUUCCUCUUCUGAUAAAUGCCAGCAGCUUUUAUCUUCGAGAUAAACGACACUAUCAGCAAAGUAUGUUUUUAUCAAGUAAAUUAAGCUUAUUCAUCAAGUUGUUCCUUUGACUUUAGUUUGUUCUUACUAGACGAGCUGGACUGUGGACACUUGCAGGUUGUCCUCCAGGUGAGUCCUUGGCCGCCAUGUGGCUCCCUCUGGCUCUUCGACAGUCCCUUUGUCGGCGCGUGGCUUCUUCCGCACUCCCACCACCGACAUGCCUGAGGACCCUUCACUGCGACGCCAGAAGGCCGCUCCACUUCCUGUGGCGGAGGCUCCCGGCGCGCCUAGACGCUCACAGCCGUGGAGUCAAGAGCCGUAAGAGGCCGAGCCAGGAGGAGCAGUGGAAGACCAGGAACAAGACGGUGCUGACGUACGUGGCCGCCGCCGGCGUGGGCAUGGUUGGCCUGGCGUACGCCGCCGUGCCGCUCUACAGGCUCUACUGCCAGGCGACAGGACUGGGCGGCGUGGCGGUGGCAGGCCACAACACGGACCUGGUGGAGACGAUGGAGCCGGUGAAGGAGCGCGUCAUCAAAGUGGCCUUCAAUGCCGACACGCACGCCAGCAUCCAGUGGAACUUCCGGCCGCAGCAGGCGGAGAUCCUUGUGGUCCCGGGUGAGACGGCCCUGGCCUUCUACCGAGCUAAGAACCCCACGGACAAACCCAUCAUUGGCAUCUCCACCUACAACGUGGUGCCCUUCGAUGCAGGACAGUACUUCAACAAGAUCCAGUGUUUCUGCUUCGAAGAGCAGCGUCUGAACCCUCACGAGGAGGUGGACAUGCCCGUCUUCUUCUACAUCGACCCGGAGUUUGACGUGGACCCCAAGAUGGCGCGGGUGGACACCAUCACGCUGUCCUACACGUUCUUCGAGGCCAAGCAGGGUCACACGCUGCCUCUGCCCGGGUACAACAGCUACAACUGACACAACAUCACUACUUCCUGCAGGACUAUUUCUCGAAAUAAAAGGGAUCACAGUUAGAAGUUGAAGUACAGGAGCUACCAACUAAAUAUGUCAUCAAUUAUGGAAGAAGGACACUUUGAUGCUAAGAAGACUUUAUGACUCCAUUGUUGUGUGUCAGUGUCAACAAUCCCAGCUCAUCAUAUUGGCUGAGUGGAAUGCUUUCCUCAUUAAAUUAUGAUCAAUUAGCACUUUUUCAAUUUUGUAGUGUUUCUCACCUUCUUUAUCAAAGUGCUGGUUGUUACAGCUAGCAAAAUUUAAUGUGGCGCAAUUCUAGCAGCGCUUUUAUCCAUAAAUAUAUGUAGACAAGUCACGCCCCUUUUAGCCGCAUGCCUACGGCAAACCUGAGCUAGUAGGAGCUAACAGGGUGGUAGGACACAUAUGCGUUUAAUUUUUAAAUAAUUUACUAAAUUAUUCAUUAAUUGUUUAAUUUUAUGUCAGCGUUCCAUGGAUUUAUUUUAUCUGUAAAAGUCGGGCGUCAAAUUUAGUUUGGCAGGUCCUACCUAACACGUGAUUGGUUACACAGCACUUAAGUAAUUAAGAUAGUUAAAUACAUUUAUAUGUAUAAAUGUUGUCAUGAAAUAAUUAAUGGCACAUCCAUGUCUGUCUUUUUAAGUCCUAUUUUAUUUGAUGAAUGACGUAUUCAUUUUAUUCUGUCCCUUUGGGGGGGGGGGAAGAUGGGGGCUUUCUUUGUGUGAAAAGAGUUGCUUUUUUCUUUGGAAUGCCAGAUCAACUUGGGCUACGCAUUUGGAUGUGUUGUUCGAGGCUGGUCUCUAUUCUCAAAUAUUUGACAAUAAAUUACAAAAUACCUAUUCUGUGCUUGGUGGUACCUUUGAGUUCAGUUUAUGUGUCAUCUAAGGAACUUGGGACUGACCAGCGUUUUACAUCCCACUUGGAGGAACAUCUGGUCAAACGCCGUGGAAGAAUGUUGUUUGAGAUACCUUCCGAUUUUUUCUUUUGAUCCAAAUUGUUAAUUAGAGUGUUGAUUUGAUCGGUAAGGAAAAUAAGCACUUAUAAAGAAUGUCCUACUUCAGGGGUGUCAAACUCAUUUUAGAUGGGGGGCCACAUGGAGAAAAAUCUACUCCCAAGCGGGCCCGACUGGUAAAAUCACGGCACGAUAACUUAAAAAUAAAGACAACUUCAGAUUGUUUUCUUUGUUUUUCUGAAAAUGUACAAAUCAUAAUGUUGUUGUUUUUUUUUACGGUUAAUAGUAUUC
Molecule: messenger RNA, 2287 nt
Organism: Entelurus aequoreus (snake pipefish)
Lineage: Eukaryota; Metazoa; Chordata; Actinopteri; Syngnathiformes; Syngnathidae
Gene: cox11
Product: cytochrome c oxidase assembly protein COX11, mitochondrial
Exons: 5
Coding region: 259-1035 (258 amino acids)
Cellular component (GO): mitochondrial inner membrane
Molecular function (GO): copper ion binding
Source: RefSeq, a predicted model, not a curated record